CAAAAAAUAUUUAAUCGCUUUGGCUUUGUGUAUAAAAGAAAGUUCAUUAUUAGUGCUAUUAAAACGAGAGUGCUUUGUCUAUAAAUAAUUUUAUCUCUUCACCAUCCUUGAUGAGAGACAUUUGCAAAAGGAUUGGCAUGUAGGUUUGGAGAUUGACGUGAAAUCUUAUUAUUACUCUGUGCAACGUUCUUCUGUAUAGAUUGUAUUUCGUAGAAUUGGAAAUCUUGUAAUAAUGAAGUUCUUGAAUUAAAUUGGAAGAAAAUGUUUAACAUUUCUUUACCUGCGUCAUCUAACAACUCUGUAGUAUCCCUACUAUUCGUUACUGGCUUUUUCUCAUUCGUGUUCAAUAAUUUAAUAUGUCUAAGUGUAGAAUUUGGUAUAUCUUUAACGAAAAUCCAUCUGACUUUGAAAACUCCUUUCCAUUUUCCGUCUUGUGCCCAAACUGAUGAUGAGGUUGUGUAAUCAACAUGUGUGAGCAUUUGUGCCAUACCACAAAAGUGUCCAGAGGCAUUGACACUGAAGAACAAAUAAAUUGGUCCUCUAUUAGCGCUUUCGUUGAAUGCUCUAUCCAAUCUUUGAUUGCCUAGCUCUGUAGAUGCCCAAAUGUUAUACUUUAAUGACUUAUGGACGUCAUCUUCUGUAUAGGAUUUAAUAACGAAAUAUCUAGCGUGUGAAGGGUUUAGAUCAAAUUGGGAAGGAUUGUAACCAUUUUGUUGUACCAUCGUUGAAAUAUCUGUAGAUGACAACAUUUCUUGCAUCGAUGGGGAUUGUGAUGAAGGAGAUUUGCUAUUACUUUGUUGCAAUCUAGUUUGUAGUGUCUUCUGUGGUGGUGUCAAAGCACGGCCUGUUAUUGGAUCGAAUCCAAUGUGAGGUUGGUGGAUUCAUAUUAGCUCCACGGUUACCAACAAUCGAUUCCCUUUCAUUGUUGUUCCAUAAAGAAGCAGUAGCAGAUAACGAUGGUAAGGCAUUCGCUUGUACUUGUGCCUGGGCUUGAGCCUGAGCUUGGGCAGCAGCUAUAGAAGUGUGUCCAAUAGGUGGGACGUAAGCAGCUGCAGACACAGGACCACGCUGUGAAAGAGGGUUAGGAAAAUCGGUGACUAAUUGUAAUUUCUUCUGCGGUACAUUUUGCUGGACCUCCUCCUGAUGAUCGUAGUAAGUCCCAUUAUUAUGAAAUUGGCUAUUGUUGCUACUAUAUGAAGGUGGUGUAUAUGGUGGACUAUAAUUAUUUGUGUCAUUGAAAGUAGUGUCAAGAUUCAAGCCCCUCAAUGAGCUGGUCAAAUCAAACGUGUGAGAACCUGAUCCACUUCUCGUACGGGUAGAAGCAGGUGGUGAUAAAUUUUGACCGUAUACGCCACCGCUAUUGAUGAAGUGCUCAUGUUUGAUCGGCUGUUUCUGUUGACCGUAGGUGAGUGACUGAUGACGACGUACACCUACAGGGGCAGUUUGGGCAGCCUGUAAGAGCAUUUCCUCUUGCUGUCUCGUAUACUCAAUUUCUCUUUCAAGAUCGUCGAUCGAUUCAUUUGGAUCGAUAACACUUAAACUGUUCUUGUGCUUAAGUGAGGAUAAAACUGCUGCAUUAUUUGGAGCAUUGUUGACGUUGCUAAAUGAGCUGGCACCCGGUGCUGCUUUAAACGUUCUAUUAGGCAAAGAACCCGCUCUGUGUAAGUUCACACCAUUGCUGGAUUCAUCAUUAUGGCUAGCAAAUGAGUUGUGGCUUAAAGGAUAAGGUGGAAGAUUAUUUGAUUCUAAUCUAUUCCUAGCGUAUUGUAGUCUGUCUGUCGCAGAAAGUGUGUGAUGUCUCCUAAGAGCGUUCGUUUCCUCGUUGUUGGUAUAUGCGUAUGGUUCAACUAAACUGUUGAACUGAUUAUUCAUAUAGCAGAUUUUUACUGAUUACUUCCUGAUGGAUAAGAAUCAAGGCGAGUUCCGUUGAUUUUGAACUGAUAUGAAGAACCGAACGCUGGGUUUGAUAAAGCCACAGUUAGCAGGAAAUAAGACUAUUAUUGAUAAUGUUGAAGCUGAAAUUCGGCGACAUGGUUUAGAAAUUAUAGCUACAAAACAUUUUAAACCUUCAAAAUCCCAGUUAGAGCGUUUCUAUGCUGAUCACAAAGGCAAAUUCUUCUAUGAUAGACUUAUACUAACGAUGGGAUCUGGAGAUGUUAGGGCUUACAUCUUAGAAGGUGAAAACGUCAUAACAAAAUGGCGAGAACUGAUCGGACCAACGAAACUAUAUUUAGCUAAAUACAGUCAUCCAGACACCUUCCGUUCAAAGUUCGGUUUGAGUGAUACACGGAAUGGCUUUCACGGUUCAGGGAAUGAAAAUGAGGCUAUUAAUGAAAUAAACGUUAUGUUCGACAAAUACUGAUUAAUUGUUGCUAU
Wallemia mellicola CBS 633.66 is the source of this 2376-nucleotide messenger RNA. Its product is annotated as nucleoside diphosphate kinase. Gene Ontology annotation, biological process: CTP biosynthetic process; GTP biosynthetic process; UTP biosynthetic process. Gene Ontology annotation, molecular function: nucleoside diphosphate kinase activity. The record is from RefSeq and is a predicted model, not a curated record. NCBI's taxonomy places the organism in Eukaryota, Fungi, Basidiomycota, Wallemiomycetes, Wallemiales, Wallemiaceae. The transcript is spliced from 6 exons. The coding region runs from base 1943 to 2362 and encodes 139 amino acids.